This is a messenger RNA of Nicotiana attenuata, 1059 nucleotides long. RefSeq lists its product as uncharacterized. The record is from RefSeq and is a predicted model, not a curated record. The transcript has 2 exons. NCBI's taxonomy places the organism in Eukaryota, Viridiplantae, Streptophyta, Magnoliopsida, Solanales, Solanaceae. Bases 1 to 1059 code for a protein of 352 amino acids. Gene Ontology annotation, molecular function: nucleic acid binding; zinc ion binding.
AUGGGAGCCAAGAUACUGCAACAGGUGGGGAACAAAAUUGGAAAGUUGUUAACGGUUGAUACAUGCACAUCUUCAACAACAAGAGGGAGAUAUGCACGAUUAUGUGUUGAGGUACCGUUAGAACAACCAUUAAAGACUCAUAUUUACAUUGGCAAUCACAAACAAAUUAUUCUGUAUGAGGUAUUAAAUUUACUAUGUACAAAAUGUGGUCGAAUCGGCCACAAUCAAAGAGUUUGUACGUACAUAUCUAAGGAAAACAAAACUGAUAUCCCCUUGAUGAAUCAGCCUAGAUUCACUAAUCCUAGUUCUACUACUACAGCUACAAAUACACAAAAAACAGCUGCAUGGAAGACUGUGGAAUUUCCUAAGAAGCAAUCUAGAAAAUUGACUUCCUACAAUGGCAAUCCUAACCAGGGAACUCCAGAUUUGCCAGCAAAUCACACGCAUCACGCAGGUAUGCAUGGUAAGGAUCCCAGGUUACUAAUUACACCUAAUACGUUACCUUUUACGAAAUUGUCUAUUAAUCAUCGUAACUCUUCUGCUAAUACAACAUACCCUCUUAACGCUAAUACAUUUGCUCAACUAGUACAAACUGUAACUAAUGAUGGUUACUUGUUAAAUAAUCAACCGACAAAUACUAGUCAACCUCUUUCAACAAACACUCGAGUACAAUUACCUACAACUACUACCUCAGCCCAAAUGCAAGAUUGGCACACAACCACACCUAUCAAAACACAUGCAAUAAGCCACUUAGCCAAUCCCCACAUGCAAGGAAUGUCGUCUUCCACUACCACUACUCACUCAGUUAUAACACCAAUUUCACAACAACAAAGAACCAUUACAGACAAAACUGCUCAAAUCGCCUUAAAGAGUGCAAUAUCCACGUCCAAAAACCCUACCCUAUCUUCCAUGCAAAUAGGGCAUCAUGACAAUCCUACUGUGUUCUCUACAGCUCCGUCAAACAAAGAAGCUACAUCUUCAUCAAUCACACCGCCUAACUCCACCACUCACAUUGUUGCGUCAAAAAUUCAAUGUCAAAAUCCUGGACAUAUUAAAUAG